Molecule: messenger RNA, 342 nt
Organism: Encephalitozoon intestinalis ATCC 50506
Lineage: Eukaryota; Fungi; Microsporidia; Unikaryonidae
Exons: 1
Coding region: 1-342 (113 amino acids)
Source: RefSeq, a predicted model, not a curated record
AUGGUUGAAGAGAGCAGUGUGGCAGAACCAGUUCCACAGGCAAAGCCUCAACAAGAAAUAGAGAGAAAAGGGUCUUUUCCAGAGAAUGAAGUAUCCAAGGACAUGCCGGUGGUCAAGUUGAAGGACAUUAUGAUGUAUGCAGAAAACAUGGAAGGGAUGGAAAACAAGAAGUUGAUUCCCUAUGUAGUCUACUUGGACGAGCAGUUCAAGGAAAUUGUCCAGAGAAGGAGAAAGGAUGCAAAGGUAGUUCUUAUACUCUACAUAACUAUUAUGUCUAUCUUUGUUAUUGGGCUAAUUGUAUGUGGAGUAAAGCUCUUUGGGUAUUUGAUGGGAUGGGAGUGA